UGGUUGGGCGGCUUAGGUACCAAUUAAGUCGUAGGGAGGCUGUGGGUGGACAGGUGUGCUUGCCUUGUGGUCCAGGAGGCUGUGAGAAAGAAGUGCGUUGGUUGGCUUUCCUGCAGCCUGCGGUGUGAUGGUGUGCUGGUGAGGGUGGGGAGUCGGGAGUCCAGGAUGUGGGUAAGACAGGGAUUCCCUCCCAGCCCCCUGGAGAUUCCAGACGGCACAGAUAAUUACCAGGUGAUACAGUAAAUGCCACCUGAGCAGGGAGGGCAGGAAGGGGGCACUUUGGGCCUCGGCUCUGAGUUGUUCAUCGGGCAGAAGGGACUUCAGAGCUGGGAGUCGCAGCCAGGGCCAACACUGAGGCUUUGCAGAGCUCCCGAGCCUCCUGAAGUCCGUCUCAUCCAGCCCUCUGCUUCCUUUGAUCUUGAUCCUCUCUGGAGAGGAGGACCAGGGCCAGAAAGGGCAAGGUUUCCCAGGUCCCCAUACCAGCUCUCGGGGAGGUCAGGUAUGAAACCGGGAGCUCUAGGGCCUCUAUUGUACCCUUGAAUUCUGGAGUUGGACUCCAUCCACCAGAUGCCAGGCUGGCCUUGCUGCUGACCAUCCCGGAGGACCACACACUUGGCUAAGUACAGGCUCCACUCAUACCAAAGGAGUACCACCAGGAGGUAGCCUGCUCUAGCAGUUCAGGGAAGAUUGGUCUCUGCAGAGUGCAGGGGAGUUUCUGCCUAUCCAUACAGCUGUUUUUCAAGAACCACCUCACCUCCCCAAGAAAGGUUUGGGGGCUCUUACUGGACGAGCCAUGAAGAAUCGGUUUCUGGUGCUGGGCCUGGUGGCUGUGGUUCUGGUGUUUGUCAUCAUCGGCCUCUGCAUCUGGCUGCCCUACACCUCCAGGAAACCCGAUCAUGUGUACUCCAGGGCCGCCGUGGCCACGGACGCCAAGCGCUGCUCGGAGAUUGGACGGGAUAUGCUCCAGGAAGGUGGCUCUGUGGUGGACGCAGCCAUUGCAAGCCUGCUGUGUAUGGGGCUCAUGAACGCUCACAGUAUGGGCAUCGGGGGCGGCCUGUUCUUCACCAUCUACAACAGCACCACAGGAAAAGCUGAAGUUAUCAAUGCCCGUGAGGUGGCUCCCAGUUUGGCCUACAGCAGCAUGUUCAAUAAUUCUAAGGACUCUGAAGAAGGUGGCCUAUCGGUGGCCGUUCCUGGUGAGAUCCGCGGUUAUGAGCUGGCACACCAACGACAUGGCCGGCUACCCUGGGCUCACCUCUUCCAACCCAGCAUCCAGCUGGCUCGCCAUGGCUUCCCUGUGGGCAAGGGCUUGGCAAGAGCCCUGGACCAAAAGAGGGACAUCAUUGAGAAGACGCCAGCCUUGUGCGAGGUGUUCUGCCGGCAAGGGAAGGUGCUUCAGGAAGGAGAGACGUUGAUUAUGCCAAAGCUGGCUGAUACGUUGCAGGUACUGGCCCAGGAAGGCGCCAAGGCCUUCUACAAUGGGAGCCUCACAGCCCAGAUUGUGAAAGACAUCCAGGAGGCUGGGGGCAUCAUGACGGUUGAGGACCUGAACAACUACCGUGCGGAACUGAUUGAGCAUCCAAUGAGCAUGAGCCUCGGGGACUUGACCCUGUACGUGCCCAGUGCCCCACUCAGCGGGCCCGUGCUGGUUCUCAUCUUGAAUAUCCUCAAAGGAUACAACUUCUCUUCGAAGAGCGUUGCAACCCCAGAGCAGAAGGCGCUGACGUAUCACCGUAUCGUGGAGGCCUUUCGGUUUGCCUAUGCCAAGAGGACCAUGCUUGGUGACCCAAAGUUUGUCGAUGUGUCUCAGGUGAUCCGCAACAUGACCUCUGAGUUCUACGCUGCCCAGCUCCGAGCCCGCAUUACGGACGAAACCACUCAGCCAACCGCCUACUAUGAGCCCGAGGUCUACGUUCCGGAUGAUGGGGGCACUGCCCACCUGUCUGUGGUCUCAGAAGAUGGCAGUGCAGUGGCCGCCACCAGUACCAUCAACCUCUACUUUGGCUCCAAGGUCCUUUCUCGGGUCAGUGGUAUCCUGUUUAACGACGAGAUGGACGACUUCAGCUCACCCAACUUCUUCAACCAGUUUGGGGUAGCCCCCUCCCCAGCCAACUUCAUCAUGCCAGGUAAGCAACCCCUGUCGUCCAUGUGUCCCUCCAUCAUCGUGGACAAGGACGGCAAGGUUCGUAUGGUGGUCGGAGCCUCGGGAGGUACCCAGAUCACCACAUCCACUGCCCUGGCCAUCAUCAACAACCUUUGGUUCGGAUAUGAUGUGAAGAGAGCCAUAGAGGAGCCCCGGCUGCACAACCAGCUUUUGCCCAAUACCACGACAAUAGAGAAAGACCUCGAUCAGGCGGUGACUGCCGGCCUGAAGACUCGGCACCACUACACAGAGGUCACGUCCACCUACAUAGCUGUGGUUCAGGCCGUCGUUCGAACAUCUGGCGGUUGGGCAGCUGCCUCAGACUCCAGAAAAGGCGGGGAGCCCGCUGGCUACUGAGUGCCUGGAAGAGGCAAGACCGACCUGCAGCCAAGGGACGAGAGUGGGAAGAGGGACAAGAGUGGGACUCUGGAGAACAUGCUGCCCCUGGGUGGGACAGAGCGGCGUAAUAAACGGAGGCCACAGCAGAGCGGCGGGAAGCCUUUGCGGGCUGGACUUGCC
Apodemus sylvaticus (European woodmouse) is the source of this 2662-nucleotide messenger RNA. It is a transcript of the gene Ggt1, whose product is annotated as gamma-glutamyltransferase 1. The coding region runs from base 794 to 2500 and encodes 568 amino acids. Gene Ontology annotation, cellular component: plasma membrane. The transcript is spliced from 14 exons. Gene Ontology annotation, biological process: peptide modification; glutathione catabolic process; regulation of inflammatory response. The record is from RefSeq and is a predicted model, not a curated record. Lineage: Eukaryota; Metazoa; Chordata; Mammalia; Rodentia; Muridae. Gene Ontology annotation, molecular function: glutathione gamma-glutamate hydrolase.